This is a messenger RNA of Epinephelus lanceolatus (giant grouper), 2803 nucleotides long. NCBI's taxonomy places the organism in Eukaryota, Metazoa, Chordata, Actinopteri, Perciformes, Serranidae. The record is from RefSeq and is a predicted model, not a curated record.
AUGUCUUCACUGGAAGAGAGAGACGUGGGCGUUGUGGCCGCCCCUGGCUCCUCCUCGGCCGGCAUGGGGGUCGGGGCCGUGGGGGCAGCGGUGGAGGCUGUCGCUGGGGUCGCAGCCAUGCAGGAGGAGGUCGGGAUACGGCGAGAAGGGCCCGAGCCAGACGCAGACGAGCCACCCAAGAAGAGGGUGAGAUUGCCCGAGGGAGAGUCAGGAAAGCUGGAGGAGAGACUGUACUCAGUGCUGUGCUGCACCGUGUGCCUAGACUUGCCCAAGGCGUCUGUAUACCAGUGUACCAAUGGACACCUGAUGUGUGCAGGCUGUUUCAUCCACCUCCUGGCUGACUCUCGUCUCAAGGAGGAGCAGGCCACAUGUCCUAACUGCAGGUGUGAGAUCAGCAAGAACCUGUGCUGCAGGAACCUCGCGGUGGAGAAGGCUGUCAGUGAGCUGCCGACAGAAUGCACCUUCUGCCUAAAACAGUUCCCCCGCUCCAGCUUAGAGAGACACCAGAAAGAGGAGUGCCAGGACAGGGUGACACAGUGUAAGUACAAGAGGAUUGGCUGCCCUUGGCAAGGUCCGUUCCAUGAGCUGCCAGCGCAUGAGAGCGAGUGCUCCCAUCCCACCAAGACUGGUACAGAGCUGAUGGGAAUACUGGGAGAGAUGGACCAGAGCCACCGCAGAGACAUGCAGCUCUAUAACAGCAUCUUCAGCCUGCUCUGCUACGAAAAGAUCGGGUUCACAGAGGUGCAGUUCAGGCCGUACCGCACCGAUGACUUCAUCACUCGUCUGUACUAUGAAACACCACGCUUCACCGUUCUCAACCAGACAUGGGUGCUGAAGGCCCGCGUUAACGACUCUGAGCGCAACCCCAACCUGUCCUGCAAGCGCACCCUCUCCUUCCAGCUCAUCCUCAAAAGCAAGGUGAACUCAGCCCUGGAGUGCUCCUUCCUGCUGCUGAAGGGGCCUUAUGACGAUGUGCGGAUCAAGCCGGUCAUCCACCACCACUCCUUCAGCAACGACACCAACGAGACCGACUACGUCCCUCUGCCCAUCUCAGAUUCGGUGGAGUGCAACAAACUGCUGGCCGCCAAAAACAUCAACCUGCGCCUGUUCAUCUUCCAAGUCCAAAAAUAAAGAGUGAGGGAAGAGGAGGAGGAGGAGGAGGAGGAUGGAGAGGAUGAGGGAGGAGAAGAAGAAGACGAAGAAGAAGAAGAGGGGUGAUGGAGGGUGAGGGGCUGAGAGAGAGGAGUGAUGAAGAUUAAAGAGACACCACUGAACCACUGAUACCUCUUAACACCGACACACACACAGACACACACAAAUACACACAUAUACUCUCACAAACAUUCAUGCAGGGUACACACACAUCUACACUCACACACACACACACACCACUAAUUACACUUACCUCCUUUUACAAGAUAGUGAGACCCCUUGCUCGGGGAGCUGUGAGUUGCUAUGGAGAUGGGUGGGCUUUGUUAUGGAAUGGAGGGGUGGGGUGAAACCUGCAAAGGCACAGGCGGGGCUGUUGGGGUGAAGGAGCAGGGUCUGUGAUGGUUGGUGUGUACCUGUGGAGGCUCUCUGAGGUCAUGUAGUGUCUGACCUUUCACCCCUGACACCCGCAGCCAAAGGUAGCACACACACACCAAACAAAGCAGGAUUUGCUGGGUGCAUUUGUUGCGUACAUGCUUGUGUAUGUGUGAGAGAGAGAAAGUGAGCGGACGCUGGAGUGUGUCCCAAACUCUUGCUUUUAUGUCGAGAUGUCCCAAAGACACGUGAUAAUGUGAAAAUAGAGUGAUUGACUCUACUGAGCUGUUCUUUGGACACGUGAGUGGAUGUAGAGGGCGCGCGCGUGUGUGUGUGUGUGUGAGAGAGUGUGUGUUUGUCCUUUCCGUCUACAAACUCUAUGCCUGAGUCUCGUCAACAGUUUCUGUCUGUUUUGGCAAAAGUGUGUGUAAAGCUUUCGCCAGAGCAGACGAAAGACGGCGUUCCCCCCCCCCCGCUAGUGAUAUCCUUUCACCUUUCAACUCGAGGAGAGACGGCCUGGCUGCAUGCAUAUUUUAGUUCUUCAACCUCUUCCUCCAGCUGUGGUUAUAUUUAACCUUCAACACUAAUACCAUUUUUAUUUCUCUUAACCCCAAGUAUUUAAGUACCUGUGAACUUUUAUUCUUUUUAUUUUGGGUUUUAGCGUGUGACUGAUUUUGUGUGUGUGUGUCUAAAAGAUCAUAACUGUGAGAUUCAUGUGAAAACCUCCCUAUUAGACAAACCGUACAAUCCUUGAGGACAUGACAGACCUUCAGGUUCACUGUAUGUCAGCUGCUUUUUGGUAAUUUGAUUAUCUGCAGAUUUAUUAGGGACUUUGCGCCCCUUCAGCACAAAAACAACUGGGUCCUGCAUGCCUACAUACUCUGCAUCUUAAAGGCACGGUCAGAUAUGAGCGAGUGCAGGCGACUGACCUGCUAGCUUGCUAAAUACUGGGAAAUAUGAAGCUAUUGGUACCUUUUUUAAAUUUCCUUAUGUUCCAUGCCUGUCUGCUUACUGACUGCCAGCCAGGCAGCAUCUCUAAUGUAGGGCAAUUUGUAAUUCAGCUCAUUAAACAUGGCAACAAUCAAUGGGUCCUCCAUAUUUACUUUUUUACUAUUGUUCAGGCUGCGAAUUUGCCAGUCAGUGUUCACUGAAGUCGAAGAUGAGAUUUGCUUUGCCAUCAGGAGCCAAUGUUUUAUACGCCCCUUUGCUCGCACUAAAUGGGAGUGAACAGGAGGUGAAAAUUUGCCGGUGUUAAUUUCAUGCAUGUGUGACCAUGCCC